AUGCAUCGGAAAUGGCCCAUCGUGGCCUUUUCCUUAUCGAGGCACCGUAUCACAGGCACGAAUGCGACCCCUCGUGGUUCGCAUUCAGCCUCACGGCUGGCUGCGAAGGUGCUUCGGCUGACGGACGAGCAUACGGGCCUGAAGGUGCUGUGGCCGACGCUGGGCUCGGGGAACAAAGAUGGAAAAGAGACCAUCGAUAUCGUCGCUGUCCACGGCCUCGGAGCCCACCCGGACGACACCUGGACGAAGAACCGCGGGACCAAAGAUGAACCUCAGUGGAUGAAUUGGUUACAAGAGGAGGAAAUGUUGCCGGCGGCGGUGCCAAAUGCACGGAUCAUGCGGUUCGGAUACAAGUCAAAUUGGUUCGGGCCGGAUACCAUCAGGCACUCUCCUCGAACAGUGGCGGACAGGCUACUCACCGUCCUGAAACAAGAACGAGAGAGCUGUGUCGAUCGACCAUUGAUAUUCAUCGCGCAUAGCUUUGGAGGGUUGGUCGUCCUGAAGGCUGUAUGUGAGGCGUACCAUGACCGAGACGAAUGGCCUGGUAUUUUCGAUGCGGUGCGAGGACUGGUCUUUUUCGGAACACCAUUUCGAGGCGCCGAUGGGAUGACCCACAGUGAAAUGGUAGAGGCGGCGGCCCGCGAAUAUGACGAACAAGACAUUGAGGCCAGGCCUCUCGAGAUCCUCGCCCCAGAUAAUGAGUUGCUCCAGGAUCUGGUUGAUGCUUUUCAGAAGAGGGUGUGGCCACAAAUGCUGCAGACGCGGAUCGCAUGUUUCUACGAACUCCAAGCGAGCGAAAUUGGAGCCAUCGUUGGAAAGCAGAGACGUAAGACGUUUGCGGUCAAUGAGCGUUCGGGAUGUUUAGACUUGUCCGAUCGAGUGUCGAAGUAUCCUCUGGAACGUACACAUUUCAACAUGAACAAGUUCGCACGACCAGAGGAGGUCGAUUAUAAGAUAGCGGCGGGAGUGGUCCGAGGCAUAGCGGCGAAGGCCCAGCAGUCGUCGUCGGCACCGACCCCGCCUGGAACUACACGACGAUUAGAGUACCUUCCAGAUGACGGAGCGGACGAGCCUGGGAUGCUCAGUCACCGGGAUCACAGGAUGAACAAGCAAUAUCUUGUUCCCCACGCCUGCAGCAAUAAAUUCACAGGACGUUUGGGAGUAUUGGAAAGACUCGAACGAUCCCUCGUGGCCUCAUCUUCUCCAGAGAAGAUCGCAAAGCGAAGGAUCUUCGUCUUGCACGGGCUUGGGGGUGUGGGUAAGACUCAGAUCAGUCUGAGGUUUGCAGAGACAUACCGUCGGAAAUUCUGGGGAGUAUUCUGGAUCGACGCUAGUAGCGUGGAAGCAGCGGAUCGUUCAUACGCCGACAUUGGAAAUGCCAUGGGCGUCAAGGACGGAAAACUCUGGCUUUCGAAUCAACAGCUGGACUGGCUUUUGAUCUUGGACAAUGCCGAUGAUCCCUCUGUCGACAUUGCCCAAUUCUUCCCUUCCGGAAACAGUGGCGCUCUCUUGGUCACCAGUCGGAAUGCCGACUGUGGCAUCUACGCGACCAUGCCGGAAAUGUGUCAUAAGCUCGAAGACAUGGAACUCGAGGAUGGAAUGGCGCUGAUCUUAAAGACUACUGGAGCCGAUCGUGAUGAUAAGCAGUGUCGCUACUGGGCGGAACAGAUUGCCUUGAAGUUAGACUGUCUACCAUUGGCCCUCAUGCAAGCAGGUGCUGCCAUUAGGCAAGGCCGCUGCAAACUACAAACCUAUCUGGAUGAGUACGACCAAGACCACCGCAGACUCCUGGAAACCCAUCCAGGCCAGGGCGCCGAUGGAUACAAGUAUACGGUCUACACGGCCUGGGAGGUUUCUCUUCGAAUGAUGGAAGAACAGAACUGUCCGGAGUCAUCAGUUGCGCGAGAGUUGUUGAACGUGUCAGCUUUCCUGCAUCCAGAAGAUGUGCCAUGGCAUAUUUUUGACCACGCAUCAAUUCUGCUUGAGCAAGGUCCGCAUAGCAAGGCUGCUUCUCAAUACUGGGGGUUUGCAAGGUUUUUAUCCUUCCAUAAGACGUUUUCUAGAGGCUCCAACCAAGACUAUAGGGAAGCUCCGGUCUCAGAUCAUUCGGCAACUCAGCGAACAAAGAAGCGAAUCUCUGAGGCAGUCUCUUUGUUGGCUCGCUACUCUCUGAUCGAUCUCAACGAAGAAAACAGGACCUUUACAUUCCACAGACUAGUUCAUUCAUGGGCUCGAGACCGCCUAGAAGGACUGGACAAGCAGCGGGCAAGGACAAUGGCAUCAUUGACCUUGGCGGAUUCAAUCCCAUCCGGCCAAGAUGCUUCUGAUUAUCAGCUUCGAAGGCGGCUAUACCCUCACGUCAAUUGCAUUGUGGGGCCAGACGGAUCACUUUUCGCCGUUUCAAGCACUGAUCAGGUUCGUAUGGCAGAAAAGUAUGCCCUUGUGUCGUCAGAUGGCGGCAACUCUGCGAUGGCGGAGCGUAUGUACAAGAAGUCACUGUUGUUUUUGGACACUAUAUGGAUAUGGAAGGACCCUAUACACAGGCUGACGCUUGUCCACAAACUCAGUUCCGUACUAAGGGAGCGUGGUCAUUUUACAAAGGCUGCAGAGAUGGCUCAACAAGCGUAUCAAGGAAGAAAGGAGUCCAUCGGCGAGGAUCACCGGGACAGCUUGGACAGCCUGAGCUCAUUGGUUCUUGCCCUCCAAGGGCAAGGAGAGUAUGAGGAAGCAAGAAGAAUGAGCGAGAGCCUUGAGAAGAAAUGCAGGCGUAUGCUAGGAAGCAAAUCCCUUGAGACCAUGGCUGCGAUGAACACCCGAGCGCUGAUACUUCAGAAGCAAGGAAAGUAUGAUAUGGCAGCGGUCGUGUGCGGGAAAGUGCUGGCUUUGAGAGAGGAAGUCCUGACAAAGGAGCAUCCUGAUACAAUAGAAAGCCUCAGUAAUCUGGCACGGAUAUUGGGUUACCAGGGAAAGUGGGAACUUGCGGAAGAAAGGAGCCGCCAGGCGUAUAAAAGAAGGGAGAAAACUCUGGGAAAGGAGCAUCCUGACACUCUUGCGAGCAAGGGCGACUUGGCAUCGGUGAUGUUGGAGGCUGGCCAUGAUGGAGAAGCUGAGAGGAUGUACCGAGAAGUUCUGGAAAGCAGACGGAAGGUUCUUGGACCGGAACACCCCGACACCAUGACAAGCUACUGUGACCUUGCGGCAGCAGUUCGGCAGCAGGGGGACUUUGCUAAAGCAGAAGAGAUGCUCAGAUUGGCAUUAGUUGGCUACCGGAAGCACCUCAAAGAAAGCCAUCCUUAUAUCCUUGUUGCUCAGUCGAACCUUGCCAUCAAUCUUAGAUCCCGGCAGAAAUUCAAGGAUGCGCUGGACAUGUAUGAAAAGACACUCGCAGUCUGGGAAGAAACCAAACAACAACAUCAUCCGGAAGCACUGGCCUGUUUGGGAAACCUCAUUGUGGCACUGCGUGAACAGAAGAGAUACACAGAAGCCGAAGACGCUGGUAAGCGGGCAUUGGCGGGUUAUCAAAAGACGCUCGGAUGCGACCAUCACAGCACACUAUGGAGCCUCGCCGAUCUCGGUUGGACACUCCAAUUCAAGGAGAGAUACGUAGAAGCCGAGGAGAUGAUCCGAACGGCAUUGGGCGGCCUGAUAUCGCAGUUGGGAAUUGAAAAGCCAACGACUUUGGAUGUUGUUUGCCGUCUGGCUUAUAUCUUGGAACGUUGCAGCAAGCACGAAGAGGCCUGGCUCCUGUACGACGAAGCCUGCAAGCAAAACCGGAGCCUAGGUGGUGCGAAUCUUGAUCACUGGUGUUUCAAAAGAUUGAAACGGCUUGAGGAGACCAUGAAGGCUGCGAGUAUUCCUCAGCCGUCUUCUUCCGGAUUCGAUUCGUUCUUUGCUUCCACGGCCGGUGCCGGCAGGCAAGAAAGAGAGUCCCGGCCUGAUUUGAAAGAAGUACCAUCAAAUGGCGACUCGCGGAAGAGACGGCGAAGUCUUUCGGUGGACGAGGCAUCGAAGCCGAAGAGGCUGCAGGUGUAG
Messenger RNA from Exophiala xenobiotica, 4032 nucleotides. RefSeq lists its product as uncharacterized. Bases 1 to 4032 code for a protein of 1343 amino acids. The record is from RefSeq and is a predicted model, not a curated record. NCBI's taxonomy places the organism in Eukaryota, Fungi, Ascomycota, Eurotiomycetes, Chaetothyriales, Herpotrichiellaceae. Gene Ontology annotation, molecular function: ADP binding; protein binding. The transcript is spliced from 8 exons.